ACAGAAAAAAAGAAACCAUUCGCGCUGAACACUAUCGCGCUGAUCCAAUUCAUCACGUACGGCGCCAUUAUCGUACCGCCCAAUUUCUCCUGGCAGAGAUACAUCGAGCUCGGUUCCCGGGGUUCCCCAGCUGGAAGAGAAAUGCUAGCAACAAUGCGCCUGACCCGGAUGACCUCCUGCCUGCGAAGGAGAAGCCGUUCAAGCCGAAACAGCAGAGAUCCGGGAUGUGGAACUUUGCUGUAAAGUUCCUCUUGGAUCAAACCAUCGCCGGGGUGUGUAACAUUCUCUUGUUCAUCGUGUUGAUCAACUUGUUGAAGGGGAUGGGUUUGGGGAGGGUGUGGGAGUUGGUUUGUGAGGAUUUUGGCCCCAUCAUGAUGGCUCGUUUGAAGUUUCGGCCUAUCGUGUCGGCGCUUAUGUAUACUGUUAUUCCUGUGGACCGGCGAGUGGUGUUCGGGAGCGCCUGUGGAGUUAUCUGGGGGAUUUAUUUGAGCCUUUAUGCCGUUGUUUGAAAUGUCUCGUACUGCCUUUAGAUUCUGCGUCGUUAGCACUAGGGUAAAU
Molecule: messenger RNA, 558 nt
Organism: Aspergillus nomiae NRRL 13137
Lineage: Eukaryota; Fungi; Ascomycota; Eurotiomycetes; Eurotiales; Aspergillaceae
Exons: 2
Cellular component (GO): membrane; cytoplasm
Source: RefSeq, a predicted model, not a curated record